UGAUAUGACAAACAUGAUAAUAGAAUAAAAUACAUUUUGAUUUGUUUAAUUUAAGAAGAAAUUUGAUAAGAAUGCUUUUAUCACGUAUUGUCAAAUCUCGAAAUUAUUAUACAGUUAUUCAAUCUUUCGUUAUAUACAGAUAAAACAAGACUUUAAAACUUAAUACCUCACAGGAUAUAAAAGAAUGAUACAUAAUUAAACAUAUACUUAACUGAUUUUUAUGUAAUUACAUUACUGUAUCAUCUUUUAUGAUAAAGCUUCAAGUGUAGUCUUGUAUUAGAAUUUAUAAUGGCAUCUUUACUUGAAAAUGAUAAAAUUUUACGCACAGAUAUUACUACUGCCAAAUUUAAAUCAUCUGAUGUAAAAAUAUCCACAACUAAUAUGUCUCCAAAUAAUUAUGUUGAAAAGCGAUUUAAUGAAAUAAUUAAAUCUUCAAAUGACAAAAGAGAAUAUAGAGGUUUAUUGCUCACAAAUAAAAUGAAAGUAUUACUCAUUAGUGAUCCAACAACUGAUAAAAGUGCUGCAUCAUUGAAUGUGAACAUUGGUUACUUAAGCGAUCCAGAUGAUUUACCAGGUUUGGCACAUUUCUGUGAACAUAUGUUAUUCUUAGGGACAGAGAAAUAUCCAGAAGAAAAUGAAUACAAUAAGUAUUUAGCACAGCAUGGUGGUUCAUACAAUGCAGUAACUCAUAUGGAUCAUACCAAUUAUUAUUUUGAUGUACAGUCAGAAAAAUUGGAAGGUGCACUAGAUCGCUUUGCACAAUUUUUUAUUGCACCCCUUUUCACAGAAGAUUUAACUGAAUUAGAACUAAAUGCUAUUCAUUCGGAACAUGAAAAAAAUUUAGCAAAUGAUACAUGGCGUAUUGAUCAAGUAGAAAAAUCAUCUGCUGAUCCAAAUCAUCCUUUUUCAAAGUUUGGUAGUGGAAAUAAAGAAACAUUGGAUAUAAUUCCAAAACAAAAAGGAAUAAAUGUUAGAGAAAGCUUAUUUAAAUUUUACAAGAAGUUUUACUCUUCUAAUAUAAUGGCACUAUGUGUACUUGGUAAAGAGGAUUUAGACGAACUUGAAAAAAUGGUAGUAGAGUUAUUUUCUCAAGUAGAGAACAAGGAAGUUGAAGUACCUGUAUGGCCAGAGCAUCCUUUCAAUGAAAAACACUUUAAGACCAAGUGGUAUAUUGUUCCAAUAAAAGAUACAAGACAUUUAUAUAUUACAUUUCCUAUACCUGACUUGCAAGAACACUACAAAUCAGCGCCUACAUAUUAUAUUUCCCAAUUGUUAGGACAUGAAGGAGAAGGAUCACUAUUGUCUGCUUUAAAAGCAAAAGGAUGGUGUAAUUCUCUAGGAUCCGGAAAACGAUUGAGUGCUAGGGGUUUCCAGUUUUUUGUUGUUUAUGUUGAAUUAACAGAAGAGGGUCUUCAACAUAUUGACGACAUUGUUUUGUUGACUUUUCAAUAUAUUAACAUGCUGAAAACCCAAGGACCAACCGAAUGGUUUUAUCAUGAAUAUAGAGACAUUGCAAACAUGAACUUUCAAUUCAAAGAGAAGUCUUCACCUUCGGAUUAUGUUAGUAGCAUAGUACAAAUAUUGCAAGAUUAUCCAAUAGAAGAAGCUUUGACAGUAAACAGCCUUUUCCCGUUAUGGAAACCAGAUUUAAUUGAAUGGGUAAUGGAAUAUUUAAAACCAGAAAAUGUGAGAAUUCAUGCAAUUGCAAAAUUGUAUGAAGGCAUAGCCGAUGAAACUGAAAAAUGGUAUGGUACUAGCUUCAAAAGAGAAAAAAUAUCAGAUGAUAUAAUUGAAAAAUGGAUUAAUGCUGGUCUUAAUUCAGACUUACAAUUGCCACCCAAAAACGAGUUUAUAGCAGAAAAAUUUGAUAUAAAACUAGCAGAAAGUAACAUAACCAAAUUUCCAGUAAUUAUAGAAGAUACUCCACUAAUAAGAUUAUGGUUUAAACAAGACGACGAAUUUCUUGUACCUAGAGCUAAUUUAUCCAUGGAUUUUGUUAGUCCACUGGCAUACAUGGAUCCUCUUAGCCAUAAUUUUUGUUGUAUAUUUGUACUAUUGUUCCGGGAUGCACUAAAUGAAUACUCGUAUGCUGCUAAUAUAGCCGGUCUCAAGUGGGAACUUGUCAAUAGUAAAUAUGGAAUUACGUUAGGAAUCGGUGGUUACGAUCAUAAGCAACGAGUACUACUAGAGAAAAUUAUAGACAAAAUGAUUAAUUUUAAAGUUGAUCCAAAAAGAUUUGAAAUUUGGAAAGAAAAUUAUAUUAGAGGUCUUAAAAAUUUUGAGACUGAACAGCCAUACCAGCAUGCUGUUUAUUAUCUAGCUGUAUUAUUGUCUGAACAAGUUUGGAUGAAGGAUGAAUUACUAAAUGCAACUUCGCAGUUGACAGCUGAAAGACUUCAACAAUUUAUUCCACAAUUUUUAAGUAAAAUUCAUGUAGAAUGUUUAAUACACGGUAAUAUGACAAUGUCGGAAGCUAUUGAAACUGUCGGGUUAAUAGAAUCAAAAUUAAAAGGCUCGCUUCCUCAUAUGAUUCCUCUUUUACCUAGACAGUUGAUUUUACAACGUGAAAUCAAAUUAGAAGAUGGUCAUCACUUUUUGUUUGAAGUGAAGAAUAAGUUUCAUAAAAGUUCAUGUACACAAGUUUAUUAUCAAACUGGUUUGCAAUCAACAGAAUUAAAUAUGUUACUAGAACUGUUAGCACAACUUAUAUCAGAACCAUGUUUUACUGUAUUAAGAACUAAAGAACAAUUAGGAUAUAUUGUAUUUAGCGGAGUUCGAAGAACAAAUGGUGCACAAGGUUUAAGAAUUAUAGUUCAAAGUGAGAGAGAUCCUAACUAUGUUGAACAGAAAAUUAAUGCAUUUUUGAAUUCCAUGUUGGAAUACAUAUCAUCUUUAACAGAAGAAGAAUUUAAUAGACAUAAAGAAUCAUUGGCAGUACGACGUCUUGAGAAACCUAAAAAGAUGACUACUUUAUCUGCAAUUUUCUGGAGUGAAAUUUCAGUGCAGCAAUAUAAUUUUGAUCGAGCAAAUAUAGAAGUUGCAUAUUUAAGAACUAUAACACAGGAACAGAUAAUGAAGUUUUACGAAGAACUACUUCGAAACGAUAUUCAACAUAAAGUAUCGGUACACGUAAUUUCGACAGUAAAAGACUCAGAUUCGACAGAAGAAAAUACAGUGGAGUCUAACGAAAAUGUUACGGCAUCAAAUGGAAAAGAUACUGCUGCGUAUAAAAAGAUUGAUGAUAUUAUAUCAUUCAAAAUUAGUCAAUCUCUGUAUCCAUUACUAAAACCAUUUAGUGAUAUACCAAGAAAAGGAGCUCAUUCGUCAAAAUUAUAA
Messenger RNA from Osmia lignaria (orchard mason bee), 3336 nucleotides. The record is from RefSeq and is a predicted model, not a curated record. NCBI's taxonomy places the organism in Eukaryota, Metazoa, Arthropoda, Insecta, Hymenoptera, Megachilidae.